AUGCUGCAUUGGACUUCUAUGCAGGGCAAAACCUUCGGGCGGCCGUUCAAGAAAAUGGCGGCUGCGCUCAUACCGCUGGUGUUCCAGAUGGGCGCGGCCGCUACGUGGGCGGUGGUAGCAGCUUUGGUCGGCAUCAAGACCCUCGGAGUUACCCUGCUCAUCCUCAAACUGCUGCUCGUGGCUGGCGCUGUUAAGAUCGGCGCACUGUUUGGAAGUAAAGGACAUCAAAACAGCAGUGGCUGGGAACCACCGCAUUCGCCGCAAAAGGAAAUCCAUUUGCACAUACACAACGGCCACAAUGGACACAGCGCCCCCGAUGAGCACAUCCCAUUCUCCUCCUGGAGCAGAGAAGGUGUGCCCACUUCACCGGAGAGCAAACACGUUAACGUCGUAUAUGAACCGUAUGUUCCCGGACCACAAACAAUAAGUACGCCCUAUGGGAACUACGUGAAAAUUGAUAGCAGUGGCAUAAGUGGGAAAGUGAAA
Molecule: messenger RNA, 486 nt
Organism: Iphiclides podalirius (scarce swallowtail)
Lineage: Eukaryota; Metazoa; Arthropoda; Insecta; Lepidoptera; Papilionidae
Source: the annotation of a GenBank genome assembly